UUUCCUCCUCGCACUGGAUCAACCAAGAAACCAGAGAGACAGUUAUCCGCCGAGGAGGAGAGAGAUGUUAUUCAUGGAGAAUCCAUUGAGGAGUACCUGACCAACAAGCUGCCGAGUGUGUAGGGUUGCAUCUGGCUCUCAGAAGCAGUUGUGUGGACUCCUACACGCACCCAUCCCUCCUCCUGGACAGGCCCACCCCCUUCCUACCUGCCCCUCAUCCUCAUUUAAGGAUAGGAUGCCUGGCUCUGUGCCCCUGUGCUGAGGAGGCGUCGGUGGGCAGCAGUAUGGGCCCUGUGCCUGCCAGCAUCCCCACAACCCCCUCCACCACCGAUCUGCCACCACCACGCUGCCCCACCGAGACGGGCGCUCCCCCCAGCCCCGCUGAUGGGCGAAGACACUGACGCCACCCCAACGCUCAACCACCGCGGCUUCCUCCCCGACCACAACUAUGUGACUGAAGCUGAUAUCAUCUCCACUGUUGAGUUCAACCACACAGGAGAGCUCCUGGCCACAGGGGACAAGGGGGGCCGAGUGGUCAUUUUUCAGAGGGAACCAGAGAGCAAGACUGAGCCAUUCUCCCAGGGUGAGUACAACGUCUACAGCACCUUUCAGAGCCAUGAGCCCGAGUUCGACUACCUUAAGAGUCUGGAGAUCGAGGAGAAGAUCAAUAAGAUCCGAUGGCUGCCUCAGCAGAACGCCGCACACUUCCUCCUCUCCACCAAUGAUAAGACCAUUAAGUUGUGGAAGGUGAGUGAAAGAGACAAACGUCCUGAGGGAUACAACCUGAAGGAUGAGGAGGGUCGCAUCAAGGACAUCUCCACUGUCACUUCCCUACAGGUACCCGUGUUGAAGCCGAUGGACCUGAUGGUGGAGGUGAGCCCACGGCGAGUGUUUGCAAACGCCCACACAUACCACGUCAACUCCAUCUCCGUCAACUCCGACUAUGAGACCUACAUGUCAGCUGAUGACCUGAGGAUCAACCUCUGGCAUCUGGACAUCACUGACCGCAGCUUCAACAUUGUGGACAUCAAGCCAGCCAACAUGGAGGAUCUGACAGAGGUGAUCACCGCGGCUGAGUUUCACCCACACCACUGUAACUUGUUUGUCUAUAGCAGCAGCAAAGGCACCCUGCGCCUCUGUGACAUGAGAGAAUCCGCGCUGUGCGACAAACACUCCAAAUUGUUUGAGGAGCCCGAGGACCCUAGCGCCCGCUCCUUCUUCUCCGAGAUCAUCUCCUCUGUGUCAGACGUCAAGUUCAGCCACAGUGGCCGCUACCUGCUCACCAGAGACUACCUGACUGCCAAAGUCUGGGACCUCAACAUGGAGAGCAAGCCCCUGGAGACGUACCAGGUUCAUGAUUACCUCCGGAGCAAGUUGUGUUCCCUUUAUGAAAACGACUGCAUCUUUGACAAGUUUGAGUGUGCAUGGAACGGCUCAGACAGUGUGAUCAUGACGGGAGCGUACAACAACUUUUUCCGCAUGUUCGACCGGAACACCAAACGCGACGUGACCCUGGAGGCAUCAAGAGAGAGCAGUAAACCCCGAGCUGUCCUGAAGCCCCGGAGGGUCUGCGCCGCCGGAGGAAAGCGCCGGAAGGACGACAUCAGCGUGGACAGCCUGGACUUCACUAAGAAGAUCCUCCAUACGGCCUGGCACCCGACUGAGAACAUCAUCGCCAUCGCUGCCACCAACAACUUGUACAUCUUCCAGGACAAACUCAACUCUGAGAUGCAUUAGUGAACGGAUGUCAGCGGCGUAUACGAAUGAGUUUACACCUGAACACACAACUAUGCCAGAAUGUACACAUUAACAGACAUACACACACAGGAAUAUGCCUAAUCCACACACACAUAAGCAGAAAGCAUACACACGUAUGUCUUCUCUGACACUCCUCCACCUCCUCCCCAGCCACUGAAAGGACCUAGAAAGGGCUAGAAAGGGAACAGGCUGGAUUACGCAAUGGAUUAUGGAUUGCAAAAUUGUCCGAACUGUGGAUUUCUUGAUUGUUAACCUCUGGAUUGUGCUUGAUGGUGUGGUGAUUGCUACAGCUCAGCUUCUGAUGGGGAUAACCCCCGCCCCCCCAGACAGGAGAGAUGUUUACAUGUUUGUCUUUUUUUUUUUUUUC
Seriola dumerili (greater amberjack) is the source of this 2125-nucleotide messenger RNA. It is a transcript of the gene ppp2r2c, whose product is annotated as protein phosphatase 2 regulatory subunit Bgamma. The record is from RefSeq and is a predicted model, not a curated record. NCBI's taxonomy places the organism in Eukaryota, Metazoa, Chordata, Actinopteri, Carangiformes, Carangidae. Gene Ontology annotation, cellular component: protein phosphatase type 2A complex; cytosol. Gene Ontology annotation, biological process: peptidyl-serine dephosphorylation. The coding region runs from base 385 to 1737 and encodes 450 amino acids. The transcript has 10 exons. Gene Ontology annotation, molecular function: protein phosphatase regulator activity; protein binding.